GCGCUAGGAGCGGUGAAAGAUGGCGGAGGGCGGCGGCGGAGAGGCGGGCGAGGAGGAGCCGAGGGCGGCGGGGCCGCGGCCCCCAAGCGCGCGGGACUUGCAGUUGGCCUUGGCAGAAUUAUAUGAAGAUGAAGUGAAGUGCAAAGCUUCCAAAUCUGAUAGACCUAAAGCUACAGCCUUUAAAAGCCCACAGACAGCACCUCAAAGGUUCUAUUCAAGUGAACAUGAAUGCAGUGGAUUACAUAUAAUUCAACCUUCAACUGGGAAAAUUGUGAAUGAACUUUUCAGAGAGGCAAGGGAACAUGGGGCCGUCCCUCUAAAUGAAGCCACAAGAGCCUCGGGUGAUGACAAAUCUAAGUCUUUUACAGGUGGAGGAUACAGAUUGGGUAAUUCCUUUUGUAAGCAGUCUGAAUACAUCUAUGGAGAAAAUCAGUUGCAAGAUGUUCAAAUUUUGCUUAAACUGUGGAGCAAUGGUUUCAGCUUGGAUGAUGGAGAAUUGAGACCUUACAGUGACCCAACAAAUGCCCAGUUUCUGGAGUCUGUUAAGAGAGGAGAGAUUCCCCUGGAGCUUCAGCGACUGGUUCAUGGAGGACACUUGAAUUUGGACAUGGAGGACCAUCAGGAUCAAGAAUACGUAAAGCCUCGGUUGAGGUUCAAGGCUUUUAGUGGAGAAGGACAGAAACUUGGAAGCCUCACACCUGAAAUAGUCAGUACACCUUCCUCCCCAGAAGAGGAGGAGAAGUCACUAUUCAGUGCAGUGGUUCUUAUUGACGAUUCCAUGCCAACCACCAAAAUCCAGAUCAGGUUAGCAGACGGGAGCCGUUUGAUACAGAGAUUCAACAGUACACACAGGAUCCUGGAUGUCCGGGACUUUAUCGUACAGUCUCGUCCUGAAUUUGCAACUCUUGACUUUAUUCUCGUGACUUCGUUUCCAAACAAAGUGUUAACAGAUGAAAGCCUGACACUACAAGAAGCAGAUAUUCUUAACACUGUGAUACUCCAGCAGCUAAAAUGAUACUGUCCUACCAAUGCAGUAGCAUGUAGGAACGGUAAUGUGCCAUAUUAGUGAGGAAAAUACUUAAGAGUGUAAAAAAUUAUUUUUAUUAUUUAUACAGAUAAAUUUUGGUUUAAUUCUUCAAUCUUCCAGCUUUAGGAUAGACAAAUUUGGACUAGGAAUAGAUCUUAAGGUAACAUAUGUUUGAAGUUUUAGCCAAAAGGGCUGGCUUCCAUUGAUAGCUUUUAAAUAUUCAGACAAACCAAUUUGAUACAUGCUCAGAGUUAAUGUAACAGCACUUGUUUGCAGAGAAAAUGAACAAAAUCCCAUUUUUGACAAAUGCAUUUGAUAAAAUUUGCACUAAAGUUUCUUGAUGCUGCAUUGAUCAGCAGCCAUUAAGAAAACUUCUGAUCAAACACUUUGAAAUUUUUUCUGUAAUGUAUACUGGGAAGUGUGUCUGUAUUCUGAUAUUUAAAUAUUGGAUCAUAUAAUAGUCAUUUCUCCUAUUAAGAUACAAAACUCCUUUUUACUUGCUGAUUUAGCUAUUUUAGUCAUGUCAGAAAAUACAGUUUUGCCUUGUGUUUUAUGACCAUCAUAAACCAGAAGCAAAGACAUAAAGGUCAGCAGUUCUUGAGGAGUGUGUUCAACUGCACUUUAAAGGAGAGUAACUACAGUCCCUGGCAGCGCCUGUCUUGAUCACCCCCAUUUAUUCAUUCAGCAAGUGUUUCUGGGGGACCCACUAUGUAAACUAAACACUGUUGUAAGUGCUCAACCCAGAAUGUAUUGUACUGCAAGACCAAACAAGGGUAGAAAUGGAAGCGUGAAUUCCAUCAGAGAGACUGAACUGGAAGAGUCACCAGCAUAAAUGUCCACGUUUCUGCUGGAGCCAGAUGUUUGCUGAGUGAGGGAAGGUGCAGCAGGAGUGAGAGAAAAGCUUAUUCUUCUUCCCCAACACCAUUUCACCUUUGGUCACCUCUCCCGGCUUGUCUUUUAUCGCUGCUGUUACAAAUCACUACAGACAUGGUGGCUCACAGUAGCCCAGGUUUCUUGUGCUUCUCUGGGUCUCACGUGGGUCUCUCUGGGCUACAGUCAGGUGUCAGCAGGGCACCGUUCCUCUUGGGAGGUUCUCGGGGAGAUGUGUGUCCUUGCCUCACCAGCUUCGAGCAGCCACCUGCAUGCCUGGGCCUGUGACCCCCUCUCUGCGUCUCCAUAACCAGCAACACUAUCCCUCUGACUCCUCUGUCAUCACAUCUCUUGGAAGACAGCCAGGAAAGAUUCUGUUUGUUGGGUCUACCAGGUGAUCCUGGAUACUCUCCCCACGUAAGGUCCAUAGUAACUGGAUCCUUGAGGUCCCUUUGAUUGUGAAAGGUGGUGGAUCACAGGUUCCUUCCAGUGCACCAGGGCUCGUCUCAUGCCUCUUCAGCUGGCAUCCAUCCCUUCACUGUGGCCAAGCCCCUCAUCUUGUCAUCCUUACGGCCUUUGCCUCCAGCUUUGAUUCUCGUUUCUUCUUCUAAGGGCCCUGGCGAUUACAUUUGCUUCACCUGGAUACUCUAGGAUAAUCUCCUCGCCUCAGGUGUGUGACUUAACCCCAUCUGCAGGAUCUCUUCUACUAUAUAGGCUGACAAAUUCAUUGGCUUCGGGAUUAGAACAUGAACAUUUUGGGAGGUCAUUCUGUCUAUUGCAGUCCACUCCUGUCCCGAAGAUCCACAUUCCACCCUGAAAGGUGCUCAAGAGCUUCGACCCACUGCAGCACCAGCUUAAAAGGGCAGUUUUACCUGGAUCUCAUGAACUCAGAUGUCCCGAAUCUCAUUUAAAUCAUGUAAACCAAGUAUGAGUGAACAUCUGGUAUGAGUGAUUCCUGGGACACAGUUUCUCUCCAUCUGUGAACCUAGAAAACCAGUUAUAUAAUCGCAACAGGCAUAGAAUAACUGUUAAAAAACAUUCCUGUUUAAGAAAAUUAGAAAAUGGGGUGGAAACAGGAGCUGCCAGUGCCAAGCACUUUAUAAGAUCAGCCAGCUACUCUCGGCUUCAAGGCCUGGAAACAGCCUUCUGUGACUCACAGCAGCCUUUCUAGGUGUGUGACUUUCUCUCAGAGACUUUUUUUUCCUUUCUCAUGAAAGGUAGCAGGUAUUUGCAGCUGAGUAGUUCUAUCAGCUUGUAAUGUCUGUGUAAUUGUAGGAGGCUCAGCCAUCUUUUUUCGUUUCAUGUUGUCUCUGUCCCCUUUGAGAAAGCAGUGUCUACUGAUGGAACAUUCUUGAGACUCCUGUGGAUCUUCUGUGUAUGUUACAGAGAUUCACUCCAUUAGACCACAGGCUCCUUCCAGAGCUUUCCUAGGUAACCCAGCUGUUUCUGGUUCUCUGUGACCUUCUCUAUCUUUCUCAGGUAUAAGCAGAAGGUAGUAGGCCACAGUCUCAUCUCUCCCUAGAGCAGGCCUACUUGACAGUAAAUCUUUGAAUUUUAAUAUCUUUUCCACAAGCUAAAGAUUUCCAAGUCAUCAAGUCCUGUUUCCUUUUUUUUUAACAGUCCUUCCCUCAACUUAUUUAUUUUUUCUCACAUUAGACUAUAAUCAGUAAGAAGAAAGCAGGCUGCCCCUGCCACACCACUUAGAAAUCUCUUCAGCUGAGAGUCUUGAGUUUCUCUCACGCCCCUUUCUUUCUACACAGCUGCGGUCACAGUGCUAAGCUUCCUGCCACUGAUUUGCUGGAAUCUGUCUCCCUUCACUUUCCCUCAGCACAGGCCUCAUUUCCUCUUGAACUUUUUAAAAGGUCUUUUUAUCCAGGAACCAUGUCAUCACAGCCACAUAGCUGUUCUCUGCCACACCCCUCACCUCCUUGGAGCCCUCGCUGCCACUCCCAUCCAUGGCCCCACUCCUUUGGCUCUCCGCCACACUCCUUUGAAUUCUUCCAGCCUCUUUCCAAGGCCACUCGUGCACUUCUGUGUCUUUGUUAACGGCAGUACUCACUUCUUGGUCUAUGGAAAACUGCACUCUGCCAGUUGACCAGAAUGUGCCAGUAGGAGCUUUGGAUGUCACGUUUCACUGGGGGCUCUUCAAGGAGCUGAAUUUGCCUAUGUGAGGCGGACAGUGGGAGGGCUCCCACACCCACCCACCUGCAAGUGUUGGCCUCACCACUGCAGAGAAAACUUGUGCUCAGUGUCAUAAAAGAAGCAGCAUAUUCCUGAGACUUCUCAGAAUAGGAAGCUCUGUUCCUUCCCGCUGGUUGAAAACAACCUGGAGAAUGCAGAAGUGACAGUUCAAAAAGUCAGUCUCCGUACAGAAGGAUUACCAGGUAUAAGCUACGUUUUCAAGGAGCAGAGUCAUAUCCAUAUGGAAAUAAUCUCCUGAAACAGGUGAACAUUUUAAAUAAGGGCAUUGCCCUGUUUGGGAUUAACAAAGUGGAGAAAACCUGUAAAAUUAUUUGAAGUUUUAUUCUUGUAGUUCCUUUUUAAUCAGGUGGAGUGCCUAUAGAUGCACAUACAUGAAUGACUGCCGUUCUUGUAUAUAACAGUUUUCCAAAAUAGAUUCUCGUUGGGAGGGAGAAUUAAACAGCCAGAGGGAUGAACAUUACUUUCACGUGUUCUCCGAAGUGUUUGAUUCCUUCAGAGUUCUCCUGAAUUCUUUUUACUGUUGCAGUCACUGUAACUUUUUAAAAUUUAUAAUCCAGUCAGAAGAGAUUGUUACAAUAAACAAACAACCAUUUGUGACAUCAGUUUUGCAUGAUGUGUGUAAUCAAGAAAGUUUCAAGUGUGUGCUUACCAAUAAAGAAUGUUUUCACUGGAAGUCA
Dama dama (fallow deer) is the source of this 4776-nucleotide messenger RNA. RefSeq names its product UBX domain protein 2B (gene UBXN2B). Gene Ontology annotation, biological process: membrane fusion; proteasome-mediated ubiquitin-dependent protein catabolic process; nuclear membrane reassembly. The record is from RefSeq and is a predicted model, not a curated record. The transcript is spliced from 8 exons. Gene Ontology annotation, cellular component: nucleus; cytosol. Bases 20 to 1015 code for a protein of 331 amino acids. NCBI's taxonomy places the organism in Eukaryota, Metazoa, Chordata, Mammalia, Artiodactyla, Cervidae. Gene Ontology annotation, molecular function: ubiquitin binding.